Paramecium tetraurelia is the source of this 1521-nucleotide messenger RNA. RefSeq lists its product as uncharacterized. Gene Ontology annotation, molecular function: DNA binding. The transcript is spliced from 4 exons. The record is from RefSeq and is a predicted model, not a curated record. NCBI's taxonomy places the organism in Eukaryota, Ciliophora, Oligohymenophorea, Peniculida, Parameciidae. Gene Ontology annotation, biological process: regulation of DNA-templated transcription.
AUGACUGAGUCUUAGUGUUAAAUUUGCAUUUAAUUUGAAGCUGAAGAUAUUUGUAUCCUCUCCGAAAUGCUAAGUUAAAUUACUACUCCAAUUUCUGACCAUAAAAUACCUAUUCAGAUGUUUCCUUACAUUUUUAAAAGUUUGAAGUUCCGUAAAUGUCUUGCUCAAAUAUUUGAUACCAAGUACCUUGAAAUAUGCGAAAAAUGCUCACAUAAUAGACUUUAGCAGGUGUUUUUGCCUUUAUUUUCAUCUACUGUUACUGAAUAUAAUGAAACUUAAUUAACAUAACAAAUAGAAGAAGGAUUAGACAAAUUAUAUGAAUCCAUACAAGAGAAACAAUAAAAACUCAAGUAAUCCAAAGAAUAGUUUGAUAAACUGGCUUCUCAAUUGUUUAAUUGUGAAGAUGACGUAGAAGAGAGCAAUUCAUUAGGAGAGGAAAGCAGUAGCAAUGAAGAAAUCAAAAAAAAUGAGGAUGAUGACCAACAACCCAUAAUGCAGUUUAACAAAAAUUCUAACAAGAACAAAUUUCAGAAGAGAUCUAUAGACAUUCUUAAAAAGUGGUUUUUGGAUCAUCUCGAUAAUCCAUAUCCAGAUAAUACAGAAAAGUAGAGACUCUCUAAGAUUACUGGAAUGCACGUUCGAUAAAUUUAAAAUUGGUUUACAAACUCGAGAAAAAGAUAUUUGGAACCUUUAAAAAAGAAAUUUGAGCAUGGAUUAAUGAAGGAUAGUGAUAGUCAAGAAGAAGACUCCUCUAAAGAAUAGAAAAAACCGUUAAAGAUAACUUAAUAGCAACAACAAUAAUAAUAAUAGAUAAUCUAACCUUAAUAAUUGAAUAUUGCUUCGUAAUAAUUACAAUAAUAAUAAUUUUAAUAACAAUAAUAAUAAUAAUAAUUUUAACAAUAAUAAUAAUAGUAAUUAUAAUAAUAAUAGUUACUAUAAUAAUAAUUUCAAAUGCAAAUACCACUUUAAAAGAAAGUGAAAAUGGAGGAAGGCAGCCAAAAUAAAUCCUCCGAUCCAAACAACAUUAAGUAGGAAGCUAAAAUUGGAUAAUUUCCUUCAGAUCUUUUAUAAUUCCAACAGCCUAAUCAAUUUUAGUAAUUCUAAUAGAUGUAAUAAAUCGCUCAAUUAUAACAAUUACAAUGGCUUAAUCCUCUAAAUCAAAUAAACCCUCCUCUUUAAUUUUAAAUUCCACCAUAAUUUUUAUCUCAAUAUUAUAACUUCUAAGAUCAAUCAAAAACCCCUCCUCUUAACGGAAUACCCUAAAUGCACUAAGUUCCUCUAUUUCAAAUAUUGCCCUCAUUGCAAUAAGCUGGAUUUCAAUAAUUUUUAUAGUAAGGUCCAGGAUAACCAAUUUAAUAACAAGUUUAACUUCCAAAUAUGUAGGCUUAACUACCUUAAGUGUCCAACAUACAAGCACUUUAAGCAGGAUUUCAAUAGUUAAAUGGACAAAUGUAAAAUCCUUAAAAUGGAUUAUUGUACCCGAUGUAUUAAUAGUAAAUGCUUAAUGAAUAAAAGAAAUGA